AUGGCCGAUGAUCCUCAUUGCCAAUAUUUUGAUUGUUUUAAAACGACAACAGAAAAUCCAGAAUUAUCUAUGUUUAAAUUUCCCAUAGAAGAGAGCAUGCGUAAUAUUUGGUUACAUAAUAGCGGUAAGUAUUUUUAAAAUAACGUGGUUUUUAUUAAUUUUUUUUAUUAAAUUAUCGUAUAUAAUUAAUUACCAUUAUACGUUUCUGGCAAAAUAUUAUCAGUAAUGUGUCCCUCAUUUUCUUACAAGGAAACGUCAAGUUACUUUCAUUUCCUAAAGAAGAGCUGUUCCACAAAAUGAUUUGUGAACUACAUUUUCGACCUGAAGAUAUCAAGAAGCCAAAGAAAAAAGGGUCGACCAAAGAAUUGAAAGUAACGGCUGUCCCUUACGAUUAUAACUUGGAAAAGUCUACUGCAGCAGGUAUGAAAUAA
Molecule: messenger RNA, 431 nt
Organism: Cinara cedri
Lineage: Eukaryota; Metazoa; Arthropoda; Insecta; Hemiptera; Aphididae
Source: the annotation of a GenBank genome assembly